AUGGGUAAAUUCAACUACAGCGACGGCAUCGCCGUUCUUGAAUUGAUCGCCUACCUGCCCGCCUUCUUCGUUGCUGCUUUCUUGGUCUUCCGCCAUGGUAUACGUACCUCUGGUGGUUUCAUUUUCCUUGUCAUCUUCGGCCUAGUCCGUAUCGUCGGCGCGGUAUGCGAACUGGUUACCAUCAACUAUCCGUCUAAGGGAGUUUAUAUCGCAGCUGCGAUUUGCAGCUCCGUUGGACUGUCACCACUUCUCAUGACAUGUUCCGGCAUGCUCUCCAGAGCUAACGAGUCCAUGCCUCGCCCCACCAUUCCUCCUCUCCCGCUGCGGCUCUUCCGUAUCGUCACUAUGGUUGCUCUGGCAUUGACUGUUACCGGAAUUUCCUGGCACAUGAAGGGAGAUACCAUCGAGCCCAACGUCGAGGUCAAGGUCGGCAUGAUCCUGUACCUUUUUUGCUGGUUCGUCCUGAUUGCCGGUCUCGGACUACUCUUCCUCCAACGCUCCACCAUCGCCAAGGGCGAGAACCGAAACCUGGCUGCUGUCGGCGUCUCCGCCCCAUUCCUGCUUGUGCGAACUGUCUACGCGAUGCUGGUCUGGUUCCUUGACAACAGCACUUUCAGCCCGGUCGGUGGAAACAACACUGUCAAGUUGGUUCUGUCCGUGCUUGACGAGAUCGUCGUCGUCUUUACUUGCCUGGCUAUUGGCUUUACUUUGCAUAUCCGUGAAAACGAAAGAAAGGAGUGGAAGGAGGUUCCUGACCAGGAAGUUGAGGCUCGGGAGCUGCUUGCGCAGCAGAGCCAAUACGCGCCCUAUCGUUAA
Molecule: messenger RNA, 816 nt
Organism: Penicillium argentinense
Lineage: Eukaryota; Fungi; Ascomycota; Eurotiomycetes; Eurotiales; Aspergillaceae
Exons: 2
Coding region: 1-816 (271 amino acids)
Source: RefSeq, a predicted model, not a curated record